AUGUCCACCAGGGAAGUGGCCAGAGGCAGGCUCAGCGGCAGGUUCUCGGCCUCCACGAAGCCGUGCAUCCUCCUGCCGAGGUCAAGGGCCCCCAGGUGGGCGCAGGCGCAGAGAACGCUCACCAUCGUCACCGUGUUCGGCCCGGCCCCGUCGCCUCGCAUGGCGCCGAACAAUGUCAGCGCCUCCCGGUACUCCCCUGCCUUCACGUACCCGUCGAUCAGCGCGCUCCAAGACACAACGUCGCGGCGCGGCAUCCGGUCGAACACGGCGCGUGCGGCCACCAUGUCGCCGCACUUGGCGUAA
This is a messenger RNA of Spirodela intermedia, 303 nucleotides long. Lineage: Eukaryota; Viridiplantae; Streptophyta; Magnoliopsida; Alismatales; Araceae. The record is from the annotation of a GenBank genome assembly.